AGAGAAGUUCACGUGUACGGUGAGAAGAACAUUUUACAUUUUUUUAGGGAGAAACUGUUUUGUUGCUGCGCUAAUUUGGAAUUAAAUUCUUCACACCGGAUAUAACAAUGAAUUACAUGCUUUUAUGUAUAACUGCACUGUUAUUACCUGGAGCCUUUUGCCACCUUGGUGGGCAACAAGCUUACAUGCAAGCAGCCCAAGUCCCUCAACAACAGGCACAGAUGCAGCAGCAACAUCAGCAUUAUGGUCAACCUCAGCAAGGUUUUGCUCCCCAGCCUGGUAUGGGUCAGCAACAGGGUGUUCCACAACCUAAUCUUAUUCGUGAUAAAACUCACAUCCAAGACAGAGAACAUAUCAAAGAGCAUUUAGAAGGUGUUGUUAACCAACCAGAUGUCAGCCAAAUGUCAGAGGAAGAGUUGCAGUUUCAUUACUUCAAGUUACAUGACAAUGAUGAUAAUAAUAAAUUAGAUGGUUGUGAACUUAUUAAAUCACUUAUUCACUGGCAUGUUGAAGAGAGCAAACACUUAGGACAAAAUGCUCCACCACAAGGAACAACUAAAAUCUUCACUGACCAGGAACUUUCACAGAUGAUUGACCCAAUCUUGAAUAUAGAUGACAGAAAUAAAGAUGGAUUUAUAGAUUACCCAGAAUUUAUAGCAGCACAAAAAUCACGAAGUUUUCAAUAGUUCUUCUCUAAAUAUAGGUGUAGGAUAAGCUUGUUUUUUUGUAGGUAAAUGUUUUUUGAGGGGUUUAUUUUUUCUUCCAUUAUGUAAAAUGUGUAACUAACAAUAGUAUGAACAAACACUUAUAUUUUUUCAAAAUGUACAUAAGUAUUAGCAUUUUUAUUCUUUUAAUACAAAAUUUGAGUAGUAUUUUUUGUUUUGUUCUGUUAUAAGUGGCCUUAUUACUUAAUAUUUAACUUUUCCUGUAUAUUUUUACACACUACUUUGUAUAUCGGCAACUAUUUUAUAUCAACAUGUUUUGUAAGGAUGAGGAGCAUAUUAAAGAUUAAAAUGUAGUUACUCUUUUGUGAAUCUUCAAGGAAA
This is a messenger RNA of Limulus polyphemus (Atlantic horseshoe crab), 1046 nucleotides long. Its product is annotated as multiple coagulation factor deficiency protein 2 homolog. The record is from RefSeq and is a predicted model, not a curated record. NCBI's taxonomy places the organism in Eukaryota, Metazoa, Arthropoda, Merostomata, Xiphosura, Limulidae. The transcript is spliced from 4 exons. Gene Ontology annotation, molecular function: calcium ion binding. Bases 108 to 686 code for a protein of 192 amino acids.